This is a messenger RNA of Coffea eugenioides, 1256 nucleotides long. Its product is annotated as RNA polymerase II subunit 5-mediating protein homolog. Gene Ontology annotation, biological process: negative regulation of transcription by RNA polymerase II; negative regulation of phosphatase activity. Lineage: Eukaryota; Viridiplantae; Streptophyta; Magnoliopsida; Gentianales; Rubiaceae. Gene Ontology annotation, molecular function: chromatin binding; phosphatase inhibitor activity; transcription corepressor activity. The record is from RefSeq and is a predicted model, not a curated record. The coding region runs from base 145 to 1137 and encodes 330 amino acids. The transcript has 9 exons.
ACUUCAGCUCAAUUUUACAUCACCAUUGACUCAACUCUAGAAGAGAAUUCUCUCUGAACUGAGCAGAAUCCAAUAAAAUUACAGAUAGCUUCAAAAUUGUGUCGUUUGGGGAGCGUUUCGUUGAUACUGACUGAGAAUCAUAGAAUGGAAGACUCAGAACAGAGGAAAGGAAAGGUGAUGUCACUGUCGUCGUUGUUCCUGCCGGAGGAAACCCAGAAAGCAUCGGAGCGCGUCCAGGACACGAUCGCCGAGCGCCGCAAUCAACUCGACCAGCUGAAGAGCUUUGUUUCUGACAACACCAACCUCAUCAAUCUCGUCCAAACACUCCCCAAUGAACUCCAACACCAAAUUAUGGUGCCUUUCGGAAAGGCGGCGUUUUUUCCCGGCCGGUUGAUUCACACAAAUGAAUUUAUGGUUCUCCUUGGAGAUGGAUACUAUGCAGAAAGAACAUCCAAGCAAACAGUUGAAAUUUUGAAAAGGAGAGGAAAGAUUCUAGAGUCUCAAUUUGAAUCUCUCAAGGCUGACAUUCAGGACCUUAAAACUGAAGCUUCUUUUUUUAAUGCUACAGCUAAUGAGGCAGCGGGUGAUCUUGUAGAAAUAGUUGAAGACUAUGUGGAGGAAAAUCCUAUGGCUGAGGUAUCUAAAGCAGGUGAAUCAAAAGCUGAUUUUCCCAGUUCAUCUGAGGCUGAAACUACCAGAAUUGGAUAUCAAGAUGAUGAAUAUGCUCAUAUAUUCUCCAGAAUUGAUGAACUUGAAAAAGAAGAAGAAGAUGCUGAGAAGGAUGAUGAUGAUCUAGAUCACACUACAGAUCAAAGAGAUUAUGAAACGGGGGUGUAUGGCUCAAAGGUGACAUCUGUGCAUCAAGAUGGUUCAUCACAUGGUGGACCGCAAGCUUCCAGUAAACCAACUGAGAAGGCUUUGGAGCUUCCUGAAAUAAAGGAUGUUAUCCAGGGUCCAGCUGUAACUAAAAAAGUGGGUUUUGUUCAGACAACAGAAACAAGUUCCAGUAGUAGUGGUAGCAAGGCUUUUACUGGUUCGAUUGUGGAGCACACCCAUAAUCUUGAGACAAACCCAAGGGAACCGACCGUUGCACCUAGCGCUAAGCCAGUCUCAAGAUUCAGGAUGAGUAGGAAGUAGCUAAUGAUAUGAGAAAAAUGCCUCGAGCAGAAUUAUGAGUUUUGCCCUUUUUUUGGAAAACAGGUUGAUGUUCGUACCAUGAAAGACAACAAUAUUUAUACCAACAUCUGUAAGACCAA